GUUGGUGCAUCAGGAAUCUGGCUCUCCAAAGUGAUGGACCUCCCUCGCUCUCUCUUCUUCUUCUAUAGUACACAUUGUUUUACUGGUGCCAUUUGAAUUGAACAGAGUUGAACAUUGUUGAGAAUCGGACAUCAACCAGUUGUACAAAAGUAGCAGCAGCAGCAAUAAUAGCGUGAGAAGUAAAAAGUGGCUGGGAAGACUCAGUAUAGUGUUACCAGUGAUCGUGACAUUAGUGAAAAUAUAAAAAGUAAUAUAAGAAUCGGUAGAGAAAAAAAACAAGUGAAGUGCCACAUAGAAUAUAAGAAUGAAAAAUAUUUUUGAAAAUUCACUGCAAGGUAGUCAAUGAAUAAAUCAUGUAUUAAAUCAAUAAAAAAGUCGAAUAUUAAAAAUGAAUGAUUUUUAAUAGAACAAAUGAAAAUUUAGCAUAUUUUUUUUUCGGUGUCUCAAUAAUGAGUGUAACAUAGUGUUUUCUAUUGAAGAGAGUUCAUAAUAAAAUGGCAACAAAGACGCAAUCAACAGCACGGCCAUCUUCGCCGCGACGAUUUUUCGCAAGAAUUUAUGGUCACUUAGAGUCGAAAGACUCAAAAGAUUCCAAGGACGAUGAUUCAACAGAGAUUUUAGGAUCCAGAACAGAUUCACCAGGUUCCCCAAGUGAUUCCGGUACACCGGAGAACGCGGAAACCUCCGAAGGGUUAAUACCCAAACCGGAAGGAUGUGCAAGAGUGUCCCAGGAGGAUGAAAGAAGACCUGAAAGAACGACACUUGGUCUACCAGGAUUGAGUUUACCUUUUUUGUCGCACGGAUUCUUUCCUGGCGGCCCUACGCACCCUCUCACGCACCUGACGCAUGUCGGACCUCCUCCGCCUCAUCUUCACGGUUUACCGCCUUUGGGAUCCGAAGCUCAUUUUCAUGGUUUCUCCGCUUUUCUGGCUCGUCGAAGAAGAAAGGAGGGUCGACCCAGGAGGCAGAGGACGACGUUCAGCGGGGAACAAACUCUUCGCCUGGAAGUGGAGUAUCGCCGUGGUGAAUACAUAUCACGAGGUCGAAGAUUCGAAUUGGCAGCGUCUUUGAGGUUAACGGAGACUCAGAUAAAGAUAUGGUUCCAGAAUCGUAGAGCCAAAGAUAAGAGAAUCGAAAAAGCACAGCUGGAUCAGCAAUACCGCAACUUCGCCAUGUCUACAGGACUGGUGAAUUUUCCAGUAUACGGAAACGCCGGCUUUUGUGGACUUUGCCUCUACAAGGAUACUGUCGGUGGUAUUGCUGGACACACGUGCGCCGCCCAUACAUCCGCCGGAAGUACAGAACUGGCACAGCCCAGCAGUAGCGGUAGUGAAACGUCAGAUAAUCCACCGACGGCCGUCUCACCGAUGUAGGACUCUUCCCGAAGGACUUUCACAAACUGGAACCAGAAGCUAGCGAAGGCGUCUGAUAAUCGAGGGAGAAAAAUACAACCAAAGACGUAGAAAGUAUUAUAUGAUUUAUUUAAAGAAUUUUUAAAAAAGAACACGCUACCGUACACGAGGUAUUAAUUAUAUAAUAUAUAAAAAAUUCAAGAAUCCCUGACAUAUGUAUUAAUAUUUCAUUGUAAAACGAUAUCACGUGUUGUCAUUAACAAGGGAUGCAAUAUGGCGAGGAAAUAAUUAUAAUAAAUUAAUUUAUUGUAUCUAAAGCCAAGUUAAAUACUUAAUCCCGUUUACCUGCAUCCACAAAAAUCUUAUACAUUGAUUAACAAUUUGUAGCCAUAUUACAUCGUUAAUUAAUCCUAGUAGCUUAUAUCGAUGGAAGGUUUGUAAAAAAAUGACAUAAAACGCUUUAUUACAACUGAAAGAAAGUUUAUUAGUUUUGACAAUGGUAUAUCGGUAUUUUCAUUAAAAAAAUUUAUAACAAAUGUCUCAACGCUAUCGGCAAAUAGUUACAUUAUGUCGAAUCAACGAAGACGAAUUAAUCGUGAAUCCGUAAUAAACAAGGCGUACAGUAAUACGAUUUAUCGAGCAUGCAAUAAAAAUACGUAUAAGUUACAGAUUUAAUCGCAUAGCCUAUUUAAAGCUACGUCAUACAGUUACACGAUAAUGGUAUACAGGGUGUAUAGAAAGAAAAAAAGAAAAAAAAAGUGAAGGAAUUCGCACUUACGCAGACUUACCUCCAACGGCGGUUGAACGCAGCUUAGGUAGACGGGCAACGGGGGUUCGUUCUCGUCGUAGACGGGCCAAACGGUAAACCAG
Messenger RNA from Cephus cinctus (wheat stem sawfly), 2222 nucleotides. RefSeq names its product homeobox protein rough. The transcript has 4 exons. The record is from RefSeq and is a predicted model, not a curated record. Gene Ontology annotation, biological process: regulation of DNA-templated transcription. Lineage: Eukaryota; Metazoa; Arthropoda; Insecta; Hymenoptera; Cephidae. Gene Ontology annotation, molecular function: DNA-binding transcription factor activity, RNA polymerase II-specific; DNA binding. The coding region runs from base 495 to 1373 and encodes 292 amino acids.